UUCGUGUUUUUCUGUUGCUUGUUUAUUCAAAAUUUCGGGGAAGGUCUCUCCCUGUAGGCCAGAUCAAGUAACCCGACUGUCAUAGGUCAAGAAGCCCUGGAAUGUGGAAAAUCUGCCUGCGUAGUCGUAGUCGGAGCAAAUGUCUGCGCUAUCUUCUGCUAAAACGGAGCUACAGCAUCAGGGGCGCCGGCAGUCAGUCAGGUGAUGCGGACUCUAAGGUCGUUGAGCUGUCCGUCGGUAAGGUGAAAGGUCGCUGGCAGGUGGGUCUCUACGGCGACGGUUUCUACAGUUUCGAGGGGAUUCCAUUCGCCAAGCCGCCACUGGGCGAUCUGCGCUUCGUGGCACCCGUCCCGGCGGAUCCAUGGAAUCACGAGUUGGAUGCAAGGCAAGAGAAAUUUUUACCCCUUCAGUCAGAGCGGAUGACGGGUCAGGUCAUCGGUAGCGAGGAUUGCCUGUACCUAAAUGUCUACACCAAACAUUUCGAUCAAUCAAAGCCACCUUUGCCGGUUAUGGUUUAUUUCUACGGCGGGGCCUUUCGAACGGGAGGUGCCCUCCGAUCCAAAUAUGGACCGGACUAUUUGAUGAGCAAGGAAGUGGUAUACGUGCUUUUCAACUACCGGCUGUGUGCUUUGGGGUUCCUUAGCCUGCCCAGUCGUGAGUCCAAUGUCCCGGGAAAUGCGGGUCUCCAGGACCAGUUGAUGGCCUUGAAAUGGGUUAAUCAACACAUCAAAUGCUUCAACGGUGAUCCGCAGAACAUAACGAUUUUUGGGGAGAGUGCUGGAGCGGCAUCGGUGCAUUUUAUGAUGUGCCUUCCCCAGGCGAAGGGUCUGUUCCACAAGGCCAUUAUGAUGUCUGGAUCGAUUCUGAGUCCCUGGGUAGAUGCUCCGGAGCGACAGAGCAUGUUUGCUCGCCUCGCCAAUGCAGCUGGAUAUCAAGGGCCCGCCAAGGAGGCGUCCAUGUUGAAGUUCCUUCGUACCGUGGAAGCUGAAAAGCUGAUGGGACAUAACUUUUUGAGCGCUCGCGAUCGUCUUUUUGGCUUUCUGUCCCCAUUCGUCCCUGGCAUUGAGUUGGCCAAAACAGACUCCGGGCUGAUACAUGUCCCCUACACGGACCUGAUGAAGGAGGCGUGGUCGUGCCAAGUGCCUCUGUUAUUAGGCGGUACAUCCUUCGAGGGGCUGGUUUUCUAUCCCUUUUGCAAACUAGACAACGGCUAUAUGUUGGAGUUGCUGGCACAGGAACCCGCCUUGGUCCUGCCACAUGGUUUGUAUAAUGAGAUGUCUCCAGAGGAACGUACUGACGCUGCCAACGAACUGAUAAAAUAUCAUUAUGGACCUCGGGGAAUCACUAAAAAUAAUAUAACACAGAUCUUGGACCUCUUCAGCUACAAGCUGUUCUGGCAUGGCAUACAUCGUGUGGCACUUUCUAGAUUGUCCUUAGCCCAGGCACCAACCUACCUCUAUCGCUUCGACUUUGAUUCCCCCAAGCUUAGCCUCAUGCGGAACAGUCUUUGCGGAGAUGACAUCAAGCGGGGCGUGUGUCAUGCCGACGACUUGGGCUACAUAUUCCACAAGCAGGCUGUUAAAAAAUUUCCCCUGGACUCUCCGGAAUUUUCCACUAUCCAUCGAAUGGUGACCAUACUAACAACUUUUGCCCGGACCGGUGAUCCGAACAGUUCGGAAACUGGACCUGAUCAGUGGACGCCCAUAACUGUGAAAUAUCCCUUUAAAGUCAUGAAUAUUGGGCAGGAUCUGGAGAUGGUUACGCAAUUUGAAAAGGAUGGCCUGGAGGUUUGGAAUCGAAUUUAUUCAAUGCCAAAGAAAUGUUGAAAUUUUGACUUUUGAAAAUCUCCCCGAAGUACCUAAAAUAGUUGUUGAUUGUCGCUCACCAUUAAUUUAUUUUGUACCUGUUUUCUAAGUUAAAUUAUUAAUUAAUUUGUUCUUGUUGUGUAGAUUAAGAAAAUAUUAAAUUGGCAUACAUAGUUGGAAAAAAAACAAGAAAG
Drosophila ananassae is the source of this 1999-nucleotide messenger RNA. Its product is annotated as esterase B1. Bases 102 to 1826 code for a protein of 574 amino acids. Lineage: Eukaryota; Metazoa; Arthropoda; Insecta; Diptera; Drosophilidae. The transcript has 3 exons. The record is from RefSeq and is a predicted model, not a curated record.